UAAAUAUUUAUGUUUUAAGCGGCGUAAACAGCAUCACAUGACUGUGAAGUGUUUAAUCAGUGAGGAGGGCCGCCAUAAAUAACUAGCUGGUCCCAAGUUGUCCUUGCAUUUGUAGCUCCAACUCUAUACCAGGGAAGAUGAAGGCGUUCACUGGGAUAUGUGUCAUUUUGGCACUUAUGGUGUCUGGCGAGGCUCUAGUUCGUGUCCCACUACACAAGUUUCAGAGUGCACGUAGGACUCUGCAGUCAGUUGGCACCUCGAUUGACAUGCUGAAGGCACGUUAUAUCGUUGGUGGACCAGAACCACUGUCCAACUAUCUGGAUGCUCAAUAUUAUGGUCCCAUUACCAUUGGCACCCCAGGCCAAGCCUUCAAAGUGGUGUUUGACACUGGUUCUUCUAAUUUAUGGGUGCCAUCCAAGAAAUGUCACAUUACUGACAUAGCUUGCUGUAAGUUAUCUCUUGUUGUAGGUUUUAUUUAGAAUUUAAUCUUGAUU
Messenger RNA from Lingula anatina, 494 nucleotides. RefSeq names its product lysosomal aspartic protease. The record is from RefSeq and is a predicted model, not a curated record. Gene Ontology annotation, molecular function: aspartic-type endopeptidase activity. Lineage: Eukaryota; Metazoa; Brachiopoda; Lingulata; Lingulida; Lingulidae. Gene Ontology annotation, biological process: proteolysis.